Molecule: messenger RNA, 3006 nt
Organism: Malurus melanocephalus (red-backed fairy wren)
Lineage: Eukaryota; Metazoa; Chordata; Aves; Passeriformes; Maluridae
Gene: UEVLD
Product: UEV and lactate/malate dehyrogenase domains
Exons: 12
Coding region: 42-1478 (478 amino acids)
Biological process (GO): endosome to lysosome transport; carboxylic acid metabolic process; protein transport
Cellular component (GO): ESCRT I complex
Molecular function (GO): oxidoreductase activity, acting on the CH-OH group of donors, NAD or NADP as acceptor; ubiquitin binding
Source: RefSeq, a predicted model, not a curated record
UGCUCCGCGCGGGGGCCGCCGGGAACGCGCCUCGCGCCGCCAUGGCGCUCGCGGAGGAGACGCUGCGGAGGCAGCUGGGCAAGUAUAAAUUCAGAGACCUGACCAUAGAAGAGCUGAAGAAUGUUAGCAAGGCCUACCCAAACUUCACCUUCUCUAUGAACACAUACACCUUCAAGGAUGGAUCCCAGAAGGACCUCCUGAAUUUUAGUGGUACUGUUCCAGUGAAAUAUGGUAAUUCCUAUAACAUCCCUAUUCGUCUGUGGAUCCUGGAUUCUCAUCCCUUUGCUCCCCCCAUUUGCUUCCUGAAGCCRACUGCAAACAUGGGCAUUUCAGUGGGGAAACACGUUGAUGCACGCGGCAGGAUUUAUUUGCCCUACCUGCAGAACUGGUGUCAUCCUAAAUCAACUCUAAUUGGAUUAAUCAAGGAAAUGAUUGCAAAGUUUGAGGAAGAGCUCCCUUUGUACKCACUGUCAUCUUCUGAUGCAGCCAGGCAAGCAGAACUUCUCUCCUAUAUUGCAAAGAUUACUGAAGGAGAGACGGAUGUGAAGACAAAGAGUAAAAUUGGAGGCAAAAAUGGAGAAUGUUUUAACAAAAUUACUGUUGUUGGAGCUGGAGAUCUUGGCAUUGCAUGUGUAYUAGCAGUUGCAGCAAAGGAUGUUGCAGACAAGGUGGUUCUUUUGGAUCUUUCUGAAGGUGCAGCUAAAGGAGGGACAAUGGACUUGGAGAUUUUUGCUGUGCCAAAUGUGGAGAUCAGCAAAGAUUUUUCUGCAUCAGCUGAUUCCAAAGUUGUGGUGCUUACAGUUAAUUCUCUGGGUAAUGCUCAGACUUACCUUGAAGUCAUACAAAACAAUGUGGAUUUGUUCAGAGGAAUUAUUCCAGCAAUAUCACACUACAGUCAGAAUGCUGUUCUCCUUGUUGCUUCUCAUCCUGUUGAAGUAAUGACAUUUGUGUCAUGGAAGCUGAGCUCAUUUCCCAAAAGCAGAGUAAUUGGAGUAGGUGCCAACCUCGAUUCAGAGAGACUUCAGUACAUCCUGACAAACCUUUUGAAAGCAGAGGUGCUGGCAAAAGAUGCCUGGGUUAUUGGUGAACAAGGGGAAGAGAAAGUACCAUCAUGGACCAGCUAUAAUGUCGUUGCAAAUCAAACAGAAGCAAUGGCUGCUCAUAACUCAAGGGAAAAGGUGGCUAACAGAGCCAUGGAAGUUUUAAAGGGAAAAGGUCAGAGAUCUUGGUCUGUGGGGCUCUCUGUUGCUGAUUUGACUGACAGCAUUCUGAAAGAUAAAAGAAAGAUUCAUUCUGUAUCCACUUUGGCAAAGGGAUGUUGCAAAGUGAACAGUGAAGUAUUCUUAAGUCUUCCAUGUAUUCUUGGAAGCAGUGGAGUGAUUGAAAUGGUCGGACUGGAGGAAGACCCACUGGUGCAAGAGAAACUGCAAAGCAGCGCAGGCUCAAUUCAUGACCUUCAGCAGCAGCUGAAACUGUGAUGAAGCACAAGGGAAGCCUUGUGUCUGCUCUUGGAGAUUUGCAAGGCAGAAGAGGUUGCUUCGUAUAUAUGAAUUUCUGUGGAAAACAGGAAGCUUUGUUACUUUCCAAAAGUGCUUUUUCCAUUUAAGUUUAAAUAAUUUAAUACUGCACAAUACAGUAUUUUUGUUUCUUUGGAAAGUGCACUUUUGGUAGCCAAACUGAGGAGGGUARCAUGCAAGAAUGUUUGACCUAGAUUCUUGAUUGUGGCUGCCAAUUAUAGGCUGAUUCUUGGGUUAUCCUUAGCUCUUUGCAACUCUUUAGGAGGCAGUCCUGAAGAGGGGCUUACCCAGCUCUGCAGAAACUCCAGCAUGCAGAGCCCAUUUGAACCCUUUUUUGUGGCUUUUAAAUGCUGCAUCUGGGGCCUAUUUAGGGUACAGUCACACUCCAGCUCCUCAGGCACUGGGGAUGCAGUUCCAUAGCUCCAUCUUUCAUGGCUGUAGAUGCUCUUAAGGAGUCCUGCCAUUUACUGUGGGGAGCAUGAUGUUUGCACUGUCCUUCAAAGAAGAACUAUUGGGUACGGAUUUCUGUUCACACUUAGUGAUGUCUGAAAUAUUCUGGUCAUAACUUGCUUGCUUUUAUUUUGUAAGGACAUUCAGAGCACUAAAGCAUCUGCAGUUCUCUGUGUACACAUGCAGCACUKGAACAGGGACUCUUCCUGGAGGAGCAGGGCUGGGCUUCAAAUGAAGGACAAAAUCCAGCAGUUAAACAAUGCAGGAGUGUCUGUACAGUCAGACCUCAGUCCAGAGCCAGCUGAGGGCAGGGAGCUUUCCAUCAGCCUCAGGAGAAGGCAACAGAACUGUAACCCUCCUCCUCAUAGGCCAAGGAUGUGAUGAAAAAGCAGGAUGUGGAUUUUUAGAUAAAAAACAGAUGUUUUUGAGAUCAAGGAGUUUUUUGGGUUCUAACCUCUUGAUUCACUGCAUUGGUAAAAGACUGUAUUUCUUCUGAUUAUAUCUCAGCAUCACAGGCACAGGAGACGUGGGCUCUACUCCUGCUGUGUGCAGUUUAGGAAUGUCAUUCCCUAUUUACACUUUGAGGGGGGACUAGUUAAAUAUUAAAGCUUUCUAAGCAGAAGCAGAAUGUGUGGCCAAAGAUCUGUUCCAUUGUGCCUUCCAGUUGCAUCUCACAAAGAGUCAGACAUGCAGGGAGUUCUGAGUGUAUCCCGAUCUCAGAACUGGGAUAAAAAUAGGAAAAAACCUUCAGUAAUUCAGACCUUUUUUAUGGAAUACCCRAAUUUCCUUCACUGUGGUGGUAAGUGAUGGGGCAAAACUUAGUAAAGGCUGCAGGUAACCAACUUUGCAGUUAUUUAUUUAAAGCUGCACUUUGGGGUUUCGGGGUUUUUUUCCCACUUUGUAAAAAACCAAUAUGAAUUUAUGGUUUUACAUUGUUUUUCAUGGUGUUCUCAUCUGUUGAGCGUUUCUUUUCAUGCAGACAGCCAUACUGUURUUUAUUCGGUUUGGUGGGUUUUAAAGUAAUCUUAAAACGCUGGCA